Molecule: messenger RNA, 3437 nt
Organism: Dipodomys ordii (Ord's kangaroo rat)
Lineage: Eukaryota; Metazoa; Chordata; Mammalia; Rodentia; Heteromyidae
Gene: Serpina5
Product: serpin peptidase inhibitor, clade A (alpha-1 antiproteinase, antitrypsin), member 5
Exons: 9
Coding region: 10-2580 (856 amino acids)
Biological process (GO): negative regulation of endopeptidase activity
Molecular function (GO): serine-type endopeptidase inhibitor activity
Source: RefSeq, a predicted model, not a curated record
GAUCCAAGCAUGCAUCGUGUUCUCUGCCUGCUCCUUUUGGUUGGAUUCCUGGACCUUUCCUGUGGUCAGGGUGGCAAUGAAGCUCCCAACAACAACUCUGACAAGCAGGCUCAGGGGGCAGAGGAGGGUCCCUUACACCCCCAGGUCACUGCUGGCAAUAUGAACUUUGCCUUCAGCCUCUUCCACAUAAUUGCGUCGGAAAGCCCUGAGAAGAAUAUCUUCUUUUCUCCACUGAGCAUCUCAGCGGCCUUGGCCAUGCUGUCACUGGGGGCCCGUGGACGGAGCCAGACCCAGCUUCUCACCAGCCUUGGCUUCAAUCUCACCGAGCUGUCCACACGCAAUGUCCACCAGGGCUUCCAGCAGCUGCUGCGUGUCCUCAGCCUCCAGGACGACAGAUUGGAAAUGCGUUUAGGCAACGUGCUGCUGCUGAGCCACGACCUGGAGCUCCUGCCGGGGUUCCUCAAUGACACCGUGGCCUUCUACAACCCCAAGAUUUUCCGCCCCCAUUUUGAAGACGCUGCGGGCACAGUCCAGCUCAUCAACGACCAUGUAAAGAAGGAAACUCGUGGAAAGAUCAUCGAUUUGGUCAGUGAUCUGAGCCCAGACACCGAGAUGAUGCUGGUGAAUUAUAUCUAUUUCAAAGGUCUGUGGGAGAAGCCCUUCUCUGUCUCCAAAACCAGGAUGGAUGACUUCCACGUGGAUGCGGUCACCACGGUGAGAGUGCCCAUGAUGCGGAGUUGGUGGCCGCACUGGUAUUUUCACGACAGAUACGUGCCCUGCUCUGUGCUGCGGUUGGAUUACCAAGGCCCUGUAGCCGCCUUCUUCAUCCUUCCUGACCCAGGCAAGAUGAAGCAGGUGGAACUGAUGUUGACUCCAAUGAUGCUAAUGAAGUGGAACCGCUUGCUCCAGAACAGAAAGUUUUACCGAAAAGUGGAGUUGCAUUUCCCCAAGUUCUCCAUUUCAAGCUCCUAUGAAUUGGAUCAGAUUUUGUCCACGCUGGGCUUCAGGGACAUCUUCUCUCAGCAGGCUAACUUCUCUGGCAUCACCAGACAGCGGAAACUGCACGUAUCCAAAAGUUUCCACAAGGCCACCCUGGACGUGAAUGAAGCUGGCGCCGAGGCUGCCGCGGCCACUGGUUUUUCCAUUGCUUUUUUAUCUGCCCAGCACAACCCUCCAGUCCUGCGGUUCAACAGACCCUUCUUCAUGAUCCUCUUUUCAUCCAGGAUGCAGACUGUCCUCUUUCAGGGCAAGGUGGUCAAGCCCACAACCUCUUACUGUCUCCCUCUGCUACAAACUCUGCUCCAGCCUUUGCAGGGCAGCCCUGUAGAUCCAGCCUACAUGUUGGGCAUUGGGGCAGCCAUCAUGAAGCUGGUCCUCCUCCUGUGCCUGAUGCUCCUCAGCCCUCAGGUUACCACUCGCCGCUACCACCCCCGGGAGAUGAAGAAGAAAGGCAGGAAGCCCUCUGGCAGAGCUACCGUGGCCUCCGGUCCCAAGGAUUUCACCUUUGACCUCUACAGAAGCUUGGCUUCGGCUGCCCAUGGCCAGAACAUCUUCUUCUCCCCUGUGAGUGUGACCACCAGCCUGGCCAUGCUCUGCCUGGGAGCCCAAGCCCACACAAAGGCACAGAUCCUGGAGAGUCUGGGCGUCCACCUCCAGCAGAGGUCAGAGGACCAGCUCCAUGAGGACUUCAAACAGCUCCUGCAGGAACUCAGCCAACCCAGAGAGGGCUUCCAGCUGACCCUGGGCAACGCCCUCUUCAUGGACCCUGCAAUCGCCAUUCACGACAGCUUCCUAAGGGCCAUGAAGACGCUGUACCUGGCAGACACCUUUCCCGUCAGCUUUGGAGACCCCAUCGCAACCAUGAAGCAGAUCAACGACUAUGUGGCAAAGCAAACCAAUGGCAAGAUUGUGGACCUGAUCCGCAACCUGGACAGCACCCAUUUCAUGGUGAUUGUGAAUUACAUUUUCUUUAAAGCUAAGUGGGAAACAGCCUUCAACAUCAAAAACACUCAGGAGCAGGACUUCCACGUGACCCCGGAGACGGCCGUGCAGGUGCCCAUGAUGAACCGCGUCGACGAGUUUGACUACUUCCUGGACCAGACCCUUGCCUGCAGGGUGGUGGGCGUCCCCUACCAAGGCAAUGCCACGGCGCUGUUCGUUCUCCCCAACCAGGGCAAGAUGGAGCAGCUGGAGAAUGGGCUGAGCCAGAACACGGUGAAAAAGUGGCUUCGCAUGUUCACAAAGAGGGAACUCCAGCUUUACCUUCCCAGAUUCUCCAUUGAAGGGUCCUACCAGUUGGAGAAAAUUCUGCCCAGGCUUGGUAUCAGUGAUGUCUUCUCCUCCUAUGCAGACCUGUCCGGCAUCACUGACCACCCCAACACCCAGGUGUCAGAGAUGGUGCACAAAGCAAAGGUGGACGUGGAUGAGGCAGGGACCAGGGCGGCUGCAGCCACAGGAGUCAUCUUCACCUUCCGAUCGGCCCAACUGAGUCCACCAAGGAUUGUGUUCAACAAGCCCUUUCUGCUACUCAUACUGCAGAAUCAGAACAUCCUCUUCCUUGGGAAAGUGAACCACCCCUGAGGGGGGCUGCUCCUGAAUUCCACAGGCCUCCCAUUUGGGCAGAGCUCAUAGGAGAGCCAGAAGUGUGGUAUGGUCAUCUGUCUUCUGGUAGCUAGUGAUUCACAUAGGUUUAGUUGCCUAAUGAGGCAUCAUAGGCCAUAAUGCUGUCAAUAUACUGAUAAUUGCUUCCUCUGAUAUACAGCAAGGAGACAUGGGUGAUUAGGACAACACUGGUCUUUCCCUUGCCUUUAGCCAGUGAAGAUUAGCCUAGAGAGGCCUAGAGAGGCCAGCUGAUGUGCCCAGGCUCACACUGUACCUUUGUGGCAUGGACAGGCUAGAAUCCAGGGCCACAAGGUUCUGCAGGAGAGUAGGUGUGAGCUACCACAAAGCACCUGUUUAAGUGUGGUCCCACCUAUCAGCCAACAACUCUCAAUUCAUCAUGGUUUGGGAAGAACUCUGGAAUGAAGGUCUGGUAUAGGGGCUACAGCCCCAGCCUUGUCCACAUGUGUGACACUGGCAUAACACAGUCCAUCUGUAAACCUGACUUUCCCCACAUACAGAGAAGGAUCAAGACAAGAAUCCCACCCUUGGAAGCAUUAAAGGCUGCUCUAGGGCAGUCACGGUUGGCUCAGUCCACUCACACGCCACUCAUCCAUUAAGCACAACAGCUGACCAUCAUCUGUGAGUCCAUCAUGUUGGGGUCCAGUGCAGGAUCACGCCAUCCCUAGAAUGCAGCCAUCAUCUCUCUCACCUCACAGGCCAGGCUACAGAGAGAGAACAGAGGUCUUUCACAGACAGUAGGGUGUUGAUGACAGGCACUGAUGAUUAGCUUUCCGAAUUUUACUUUGUAAUAACAAUAAAGCAUUUGCAAAGACUGG